Drosophila simulans is the source of this 2205-nucleotide messenger RNA. RefSeq lists its product as uncharacterized. The transcript has a single exon. The record is from RefSeq and is a predicted model, not a curated record. Bases 45 to 1811 code for a protein of 588 amino acids. Lineage: Eukaryota; Metazoa; Arthropoda; Insecta; Diptera; Drosophilidae.
GCAUUGCAACAAGUGAACCUGAAAGCCACCUACUCCAUCCAAUCAUGUCGCAAACAGCUCUCCCGGAACUGAGCUACACGCCCGGCGACCUGACGGAGCCGCAGUUCCGGCUGCCCUCGCACCAGGAGCUGCUCGACCAGAAGCGCAACAGCACGGACAGCGUGCCACUUGGUCGUCUCACCUUGGACACGCGCGACACGCAGCCCAUCAAGUACCGGGAGCAGCUUGGCUCGGCGGCGGGUCGUCAGUUUCCGGCAUUGGCAGCGGCCCAAAAUCGCUAUACGGAUCACUUGGAGCGCAGCAGCGAGCUGAGCUUUGCUUGCCUGGAGCCCGGCAAGGAUCUAAUCUCUUUGCCGACAGUGGGAAUACGAAGCUUUGAUCCCGAUCCCGUACCCGUAUCCGAACCCGAUUUGAUCAAGAAGAUGCCGCUGCACUCGAUCACGGAGAAGCCCAACGAGCGGUGUCCAUCGCCAGUGGUGCCGGCAUAUGCCAAUUUCGAGCUGGCCAAGCGGAUGCACCAGGACAAUCUGGACCACCAGCCGCUGCCCGAUUGCGUGGCCGAUUUGGCGUUCCGGCGGGCGCAGAUAUCCGGCGGACAUGCGGGCCUGGCCCCGGAAAUCGAUCCCAUUGCCACGGGCGUGGGUGUGAAAACGCACAACGCGGGUCCGACGCACUGCACCAAGAUGAAGGUCUUCCGUCCGAAGACCGGCGGUGGCAUCGUGCCACGUGCCCUCGGCAAUGGCGACGCCUUCCGGGGCGUUGGCUCCGCUCCGGCCAAAAAGAUGGGACCCAUGGAUUUGGCCAUUUGUUGGGACUUCAAGCCGGCGAAUCCGGCGGAUGAGCCGCGCCUGGCCAGGCACAUAGACGGCUCCAAUGACUCCGCUGGACCGGCUGUCUUCACCUGUGUGAAAACGCCUCGCGAGGAGCAGUCCUCGGACUUGGGCCGAUCGGCUGGCGUCUUCACCAGCACGCUUGGUGAGGCGGAUUUCUUCGACAAGGACAUCCUGAGGAAACGAACGGAUUUUGGCGGUGCCCGUUUGGAUCGCGAGGAUCCGUGCGCCUGCGACUACUCGCCACCGGCCAGACAAAGAGCACGCAGUGUCUCCCGCGAUUCCAGUGCAUCGCAUUGCAGGCGAGGAUCGGGCAUCGGCGGUCCAACUGGCGGUGUGAGUUUCGGCAACUUGGCGGAGCUGCCCGGUCGCGGGAUGCCCGAUCGACUAGCCAAGCAGUAUCAAUCGUCACCCCUGCUGGGCGACAAAGCCUACCAGGCCUUGAGGGAGAAAUAUUUGGGUCCGGACUCUGGACAGGAUUGCAGGGCCAUGGAUUGCCGGCCAGCGGGUGGUCCACCCUGCAAGCGGGACGUUCUCCUCCGGCGUCCAGCUCGCCGUCUCUGCCACAAGGUGGCUCCAGCUCCCAGAUGCUGUCCCCCAUCGUUCGGCGGACAUGGCCACAACCAUGGACACGGACACGGACACGGACAUUGCCUGACCAGCAAGGCGGCAUUUCGCGCCGGAGUGCCCAAGCACAAUGCCUCCGGCGAUUUCGUGGGCAUAGAGCCGGGCUGUGGAGGCGGCGGCGGUGGUGUUGGUGGUGGUGUUGGUGGUAGGGUUCUGGUGGUGCCACGCCCCCGGCAGCCGUAUGCCAAAAAGAACUACGACAUCGAAACCCUGGUGCCGCCCUUCCAAAGCCAAGCGGGCGGAGCGGGUCAGGGCGGUUAUCCGGAGCACUGGCGAUUGGCCAGUGUCUAUCAGCACGCCUACAAGCCCAUCGACCAGCGGAGGCGACCCCUUCUCCAAACUGUCUACAAGUAGGCCUGUCCGUUAAGAGCGUUGUCCGCUCAAGAGAGAAAUGUCUAGACAAACGGGCUAACGAAUAAUAAAAAGCUAUGAAAAAUGUUACUUUUUCAACUGCCGAAAACAAACGUCUAGUAUAAUGAUUAUAUAAUUGUUUCCAAGCAUCUCAUAAACUAAGCAAGAAUAUUAACUCAUCUACUUAAAUGUGUGCUAGUCAUUAGCAUUAAAUUGUUGCGACUGCAUCUGUACACAAAGUUAGUCGGAAAAAUCGGUCCAAGAAUAGGAAAUCACAAGUUUAUGUAUAAAAAACAAAUGUUAUAUAUUAGAAAGCAUAUAUAUAUAUAUAUAUAAAGAGAUAUGGGCAAACAUACACAUACAUAUAUGAAUAAACGUGCAAACAUCAAGUACUUAG